Molecule: messenger RNA, 1473 nt
Organism: Photinus pyralis (common eastern firefly)
Lineage: Eukaryota; Metazoa; Arthropoda; Insecta; Coleoptera; Lampyridae
Exons: 11
Coding region: 79-1473 (464 amino acids)
Source: RefSeq, a predicted model, not a curated record
CAUUUUUGACAUAGAUAUACAUUUGACAAAUUAUGCAUCGAGACAUUAAAUUCUCAGUUCUUCAGAGAUCAAAAGAAGAUGUGGAAAACUUUGCUGUUGUUACUAGUUGUCACAAGAUUAUCGGAGUUUUUGCAAUUUGCUCCUCAAGAUAUCUCUAAAGAACUACAAAAGUGGCGUGAGCAGAUCGUCAAAAUUUCUAAUACUCCCCCAAGCAAUCGAACUGAAACCUUAAAUAAGCAUUUGGACGGUUGUCUUAAGACGUUUUGCGAUACCAUAAAAGGUAUUGGUUUGGAUCCGAUAUUGCUUCCAAGGUAUAACAGUACGUUUAUCAAUAACACCGUUUAUGGGGUGAUUGAACUGACGGAAGCAAAACUUCGAGGACUUUCGUCACUUGUACGAAACGAAUACGUCAUAGUCAAGUUUGGCUAUCCUCUAAUUAAGAUACACGUGCCUUUGCGGUUCAAUAAAAUUUCGUACGAAGCCAACUAUUACGCAGAGCUGCUUGGAUAUAGCACGGAGAGUUUACUCGUCGCGGAGGUGAACAGCUUUUCGUUCUGUUUUGAUGUGAUCAUCAACGUGAGGACUGUCUCCAUUCUUCGAGAGCAGUUCAAGAUUAGCACCCUUGGAAAGGUAGCGCUAAGUCUCGGAGGUAGAGUGUCUGGAAUAAUUGCAGACAUCUUGUUGAGCGUUAUUCAACCAGCAAUCGAACCAAUGAUUCGAAGUGCCAUCUGCCAGGAAAUCAAUAACAUGUUGGACUUUGUUGUCGACUUAAUUGGUUUCGCCGAAGCAAACCCAGAUAUAUCCAAGAUGAAUGUGCACGAGAUGCGCGCGAAAGACAUCGUGGAUAGUGUCCGAAGUGGAGACGUGGCGCAGCAGGUACAAGUCGCGUCUAAGUUUCUCGAUCAAAAAAUUGACCUCAUACGUAAUGGAAUCAAUACAGUACACCUCGAUCCACUUUUCAUACAUCCAAAGGCAAAUCCAGACGCAAGGGUAAAGCUAUCAAAUAGUGUCUUAAUGGGGUUGACUUCACUUGCGCGGAUGAGUGACGUUAUCAUUCAGUAUCAACGUCCAACUUUGAGAAUUGGUAUACCUGUUGGAUUUAAAAACCUUUCGUUUAACACGGACUACGAGUUUAUGAUGCUGGGCACAGUAUCAGCAGGGAAUAUGGACGCCUACGUGCGAGGGUGUAUCUUCCAAUUGGACCUACAGAUUAACACUGCUUUUGUGAGGUUAAAGGUGGACAACUUUCGCAUCUUAUCUCUAGGGCAGCUGUCUGUGUGGCUCGGGGGUAGCGCUGUUGGAAUCACGACGAGUUUCCUUGUCAAGACCCUUCAACCAUUUUGGGAACCUGUGGUGUAUCUAACUGUGGAACAGGUAGUCUUCGAUCAACUCCAACAAGCCGUUGUUUCGUUUAAUAAUGUUACAUGUGUGAUUUUAGAUAACUGCCAUGUUCAAGUUAGAGAUGUGUAUUAA